Messenger RNA from Exophiala aquamarina CBS 119918, 1746 nucleotides. RefSeq lists its product as uncharacterized. The transcript has a single exon. Gene Ontology annotation, biological process: basic amino acid transport; transmembrane transport. The coding region runs from base 1 to 1746 and encodes 581 amino acids. The record is from RefSeq and is a predicted model, not a curated record. Lineage: Eukaryota; Fungi; Ascomycota; Eurotiomycetes; Chaetothyriales; Herpotrichiellaceae. Gene Ontology annotation, molecular function: basic amino acid transmembrane transporter activity. Gene Ontology annotation, cellular component: fungal-type vacuole membrane.
AUGACGGGCGACGAGGAUGGGUCACCGUCUGAGCGGUCGCCUCUAUUGCACGGCCACGGGAAUGGACACGAACGACCGAACGUGAAAAUCACCGGGCCGGCGCUCAGCCCCGUGAUUGAAGAUGUCACGUCGACAGGCUCGUCAUCGGUUGACAUUGACAUUGAGAACAACGCAGACGGUGAAGACCUCGCACGGACAUCAUCCAUCGACUCCCACCGCGAGGCACAGUUCACAGGGAACGCGGACGCGGCGCGGCAGAUGCUGUACAUCGUUCCCGCGGUGUCGGUGGGGGUGUUCCUGGCCGCGGCGGACCAGACGAUCAUUGUGUCGAGCUACGGGCGGAUCGGCAGCGAGCUCGAUGCGCUGAACCUCACCAGCUGGGUCGCGACCGCGUAUUUCCUGACGCUGACCUCCUUCCAGCCGCUGUAUGGCAAAUUGUCGGACAUCUGGGGCCGCAAGGCGUGUCUACUGUCCGCGUAUACAAUUUUCGGGAUGGGGUGCCUCUUCUGUGGCCUCGCGCGGGACAUCAACCAGCUCAUCGCCGCGAGGGUGUUUCAGGGCGUGGGCGGAGGUGGUAUGACGACCGUCGUGUCGAUCCUGUUCAGCGAUAUCGUCCCCCUCAAGGACCGCGGCAUGUGGCAGGGGAUCAUCAACAUCGUGUAUGCUGCCGGCGCCGCCUCUGGGGCACCUUUCGGAGGCCUCGUAGCAGACUAUCUAGGCUGGCGAUGGUCUUUCUUAGGCCAGGUCCCGCUGUGCAUAAUCGCUUUCCUUGCCGUGCUGUUCUCCCUUCACCUACCAUCACAUUCGGACCAGAACUGGCGGAAGAAGUUGGCCAGGAUCGAUUUCCUCGGCGCAAUUGUGCUUGUCGCCGCUGUGUUUGGUCUCAUCUUUGGCAUGGACCGUGGGUCGAACACUUCAUGGGUGAGACCUAUAACAUACGGCCCCAUCAUGGCCUCGGUGGGCUUGUUCGGUCUCUUCAUCCACGUUGAACGCCACCUUGCGAAGGAGCCGUUCGCACCGGGGCACAUCAUAUUCAACCGCACCCUGAUUGCCAGCUACUUAUGUUGCGCCUUCAGUUUCGGCGCUUGGCUGUCUAUUCUUUACUAUCUGCCGCUGUUCUAUCAAGCUGUUGACGGCUUCGGCGCUACAGGCGCUGCGGUGCGACUCCUCCCUGCGAUUGUAGCAGGGGUGUCCGGCUCUCUCUUCAGCGGCAUGUGGAUCAGGUGGUAUGGUCGCUACUACUGGCUGACAGUAUCCGCCUACGUCCUUCUUGCGGUAGGGAUGGCGGUUAUCCUGCUCUUCAGUGGCGUGAUUCUGAACAACACGUACAUAAUCUCGGUGGGGACUGUGCUGAGCGGCUUUGGCAACGGCAUCGGCGUGACGUCGGCGCUGAUUGCCAUCAUCUCGAACGCAAACCCAAAGGACCAAGCUGUCGCGACUGCCUGCUCCUACCUGUUUCGCUCCCUAGGAUCCGUGAUCGGUAUCUCCCUGUCCGCCACGGCCAUCCAGCAGCGUCUUAGGGACGACCUUGCUGUGAGGCUCGGCAAUAGCCACGACGCCGCGGAAAUAGAACAGGGCGUGCGCCGGAGCCUCGAUUACCUCAAACAACUGACGCCCGAGCUGCGCCAUAUCGUCAGAUUGUCCUACGGCACCGCCGCCACUGCCGGAUUCCUGCUGGCAUUAGUGCUCUCGCUGGGCGCAACUCUGGCGAGUGUCUUUAUCAAGGAGCAGAGGAUUAGCCGUUGA